AUGGACCUGUCCAGCCGCCAGGAAGGUCCCAGACCGUUCCGCUCGAGACGUGAUCGACCUUGCGAUGCGUGUCGGGGACGGAAAAUAGCCUGUCGCAUCGACACAUCGCCCCCAUGCGCGUUCUGUGAAAGUCGCGGAAGCACCUGUACUUUCCAGCAAGGCCCGAACAACAAGAGACGGAGGGUCUUCUCCAAUUCGAUGCCCAAUAAUCACUAUCUGCCGCAGCCGGACAGUCUGACAUCGAUCCCUCAGACCUGGGAGGACUUCACCGCGGAAGCGUUCGACAGCACCCUCUUCGACGGUAUGGAUCUUGCCGAGGAAGGGAGUCCUACUUUCCAGAACCAAAGGUCGCCUCAACAGCCACAUACCGCGGAUGGACGCCACGCAAGCACAAGCCCCCGGCAUUUUCGGCCGCAGAGCCAGCGGCCGUCGUUGUCUGGAAAUGCCAAAUAUCACGACUCCAGCGUCCUUCAUCGAUCUCAGGUCCCGCCGGAUACCGGCCAUUUGAACCGUCAUGUGAUGACGGAGUUGAUGAAAGGCACAAAUCAGCUCGAAAUCUCCCGAAUCGGCUUGAGAAGGACCAAGGAUCGCAGUGACGACUCGUUGACCGGUGAAAGCCCUCAAAUAUCAAUGGUGAGAGAGGAUCCACCUUUUCUGAUCAGCGGCAAGUUGUGCAUGGACUGUGCAUCGUGGUCAGACAUAGAGAGCCUGCUCUUGGGAAAGCAGCGCGACGAACUGCUCCGACUGUAUUUUCGGUUUGUCCAGCCAUUGUUUCCCAUUCUCCAACAAGGCGACGGGGCCUACGGCGACACUCACGGCGACCCUCCUCAAGACACUGCCCCGCUUGCCCUUUGCGCUUCGGUCUACGCAACGGCUCUGCCAUUUGCCAUUCACAAUGACUACCUGAGUGCCACACUGACAGACGCAAACGGCAAGCGGGAGCAGUUGUACACGAUCGCGAUUGCAGCUCUGUUGCAGACGGCACAUUCACCUUCCAUUGAAGCUCUGCAAGCCUGUCUCCUUUUGCUGCAGAAAGGCCCAACCAUCCAGCAUCAAGGACUGACGCCAACAUAUUCAUGGCUCGCCUCGGUCGCAGUCACAAUUGCCAAGUCUCUGGGCCUGCAAUACGACUGCAGCGCAUGGGAGAUACCCUUGGCUGAGAAGCAGCUUCGUAACCGACUAUGGUGGGCCACGUAUACGAUGGAUAUCUGGGUGAGCGUUGACUCGCCGGGCGGGCGAUCAAUUGUGUCGGACGACUACGACGCGCCUCUGCCAAAGUCCGGGGACGGAUUGCCUGGCGAGUACGAGGUUACGGGCUACGGCAACGAGUUCGACCGACUCGUGCUUCUGACGCACCUUCUCGCGCAGAUCCACGAAACAUAUUAUACGAUCCGAGCGGCAAAGCAAACUUCAUCCGACUUGUUCAAGUCCCUCGACUUCGCCCGUCCGCUUCGCUCGGCUCUCAGUGAUUGCAGGCAGAGUUUGAAGGCAGACCUCCCCCUGAACUCUGGCGAUGAGCCCGGGAUGAGCGCAUCCGUACACCUGGCUGCGUGCGUUGUGUCGAUCGUUCUGUUUCGCGCCCUCCUUCGACCUGUCCAAUGCGGCAGAGCCGGUGCGUCACCGGUGGAAAGCCACAAGUCGGCAGCGGCAGCGGUCAUGACUGGGUCGGUCAACUGCGCGAGGGAAAGCGUUGAGCUGUUGGAAAACAUGGUGUCCAUGGUCGGUCCGUGGAAUGCGUUCUGGCAUUCCUGGUCGCAGGGCAACUUUGCCAUUGUCAGCACGUUUCUGGUGCAGCUGCUGCUCAUGACUGGGGAUGGCGAUGGGAUGAGAAUAGAGGUAAGCGAGCUGAUUUCCCGCUGGAAGCGCGCCAUACGUGUCAUAGCUGGGAGUGGCGGGUGGGGGAGCUCUCUGAUGAGUAUGGCGCUCGGCAGACUGGAUUCUCUUCUCAACCAGGCUGGGCUGUGA
Molecule: messenger RNA, 1965 nt
Organism: Fonsecaea multimorphosa CBS 102226
Lineage: Eukaryota; Fungi; Ascomycota; Eurotiomycetes; Chaetothyriales; Herpotrichiellaceae
Exons: 1
Coding region: 1-1965 (654 amino acids)
Biological process (GO): DNA-templated transcription
Cellular component (GO): nucleus
Molecular function (GO): zinc ion binding; DNA-binding transcription factor activity, RNA polymerase II-specific; DNA binding
Source: RefSeq, a predicted model, not a curated record